AUGGAGAGCAGAGGCAUGAUCAACCUCAUCAUGAGGGCCUUGGCCUUCUUUUGGGCCCUCCUCAUCAUGGCGCUUACCGGCAACAUGAUCCACGAGAACAGCGGCAACACGCCCGUCAUCAACUACGACCUCUUCGUCUCCAUCUUCGCCAUGCUCACGCUCCUCUACCUCAUCCCCGCCACCUUGAAAGAGUCGUUCCAGGUCCACCCGCUUCUGCCAUUGAUCUUGGAUAUCUUGAACGUCAUCUUCUGGUUCUGCGCUGCUGUUGCGACAGCGGCGGAGUUGGGCGCGCAUAGCUGCAGCAACCACGACUACCUCGUUUCCAACCGCAUCACUCUCGGCUCGAAGAAGCGCUGCCAGGAGGCUGGUGCAUCUACCACCUUCCUCUUCUUCGGCUUCGCAUCAUUCCUCGUCUCGACCGUCCUCUCUGGUCUUGGCAGCCGUGGCGCCGCCAACACUCGCCCAGGCAUUCGACGCGGCCCAGCUAUGAGCCAGGUUUAA
Molecule: messenger RNA, 501 nt
Organism: Recurvomyces mirabilis
Lineage: Eukaryota; Fungi; Ascomycota; Dothideomycetes; Mycosphaerellales; Teratosphaeriaceae
Exons: 3
Coding region: 1-501 (166 amino acids)
Biological process (GO): protein localization to plasma membrane; eisosome assembly
Cellular component (GO): eisosome; plasma membrane
Source: RefSeq, a predicted model, not a curated record